CGCAUCUGCGCGAAGAACCUUUGCAGGCAGAUGGGUACUCUAGUACUUUAAGCGGUGCCGCCAAAGGUCACGAGCACUUACCUCAGCCACGCGCGGCGGCGUCCUUGACCGUGCAGCGACAAUGUAGGUCAGUUCGCGCGAGCGACUAAUUUCUUGAGCUCAGCUAUUUGACCUCGCAGCCAGAAGUGGAAAUAGACGUUUAGGUUGUUGCUAGGGAAACGUCUCUGUAGAAUAACACAAAGUCGAGCACUGGCAUGAAGUUGGUGUCGUCUGCUAACAGACAGCGGCAAGAGACAGAGAGUUGAAGGCAGGCUGCUGGAGUCUGGUCAGUGGGAGUUUGGAACUGUGGACAGGUGACACAAACCCAGGUACGCAGGUGGAGAGCCUUCAAUCGCCAUGAGUGCAGGCAGACGGUCUGGGAAGUAAUGGCGGCGAGACCUAUUCUAUGUUUGCUGGGCUCCAAGGCCUUUGUGGGAUUUCGGUGGAGUUCAGUUUGUGUGUUUGGAGAAAGCGGCAGACGUUACGAGACAACUGUGGCCAGAAAAUGGACGCUGGCAAAGCAGUGGGAGGGCGAACCUCAACUGUCGGACUUCCGGGUCAUUGAAGAGCCGGUGACCCUGUCCUCCAAUGCUAAGGAGAUACUGAUUGAAGCCAUCUACCUGUCUGUCGACCCAUACAUGAGAAUAGAGAAUAUUGAUAUGGGUGCAACUAUCAUGGGUGAACAGGUAGCAAGGAUAAAAGCCAGCAACACCCCGAGGUUCCCCACAGGCGGACUGGUGCUGGCGAAUGUCGGAUGGCGGACACACACGGCGGUGCCUGACCCUGACAAGGAGGAGCUCUUCGGUCCAGUGGUCAGACCUCUGCCGGACUUUGGGGGACUGUCACCAUCGCUGGCCAUAGGCUGCCUCGGGAUGCCGGGCAUGACAGGCUAUUUUGGGCUUUUGGACCGUUGCCAGCCCCAAGCUGGGGAGACGGUGCUGGUCAGCGGGGCAGCAGGAGCCGUGGGCAGCAUAGUGGGACAAGUGGCCAAAGUGCAGGGCUGUACAGUCAUUGGAUCAGCUGGAUCAAAAGAAAAAUGUGAUUGGCUACAGGAGCUUGGGUUUGAUCACGUGUUCAAUUACAAGGAGAAAUCAGUAGACGAAGCGCUGACAGAGAUGGCGCCAGAUGGAGUUGAUAUCUACUUUGACAAUGUGGGCGGCGACUUUACGUAUGACGUCAUGAAGAGUCACAUGAAGUUUAACGGUCGUAUCGCCAUCUGCGGUGCCAUUGCCCAGUACAACGCCUGGGAAAGAGAGCGAAGCACUACGAUGUUUAUCAUUGACAAGCAGCUAAACAUUAAAGGUGUUUAUGUUCCUGCCUACAACAAUCGUUACUAUGAGUUUGUUGCCCAGAUGUCGCAGUGGAUACGAGAGGGGAAGCUAAGUACAAAGAAACAAUCACCGAUGGAUUUGAGAACAUGCCGCACGCUUUUGUGUCGCUUUUCCGAGGAUCGAAUAUCGGGAAGGCUAUUGUCAGGGUUACCAAACCCGACUAGAACUCUCAGAACUACACUGAACUCGCAGAUGGCAUUUGUUUAAUCUUCCAGUUCAUCAUUGUAGUGAGUCAUCAGGCGUCCAAAGUCUGUAAAGCUGGAAAAGUACAAUUCAUUCUAAAUCUUCGAUGUGCGUUUAGUUGAUUGGUUUUUCUCUGUUUUAUCGAUCUCUCACUCAAAUGAUUCAAAAACCUGUUUGCUUACAUAUGUAUGUACGCGUGUGCGAGUGAGUGAGAGAGAGAGAAAGACUAACUUAUUGUACAAAAGACUGGCUGUUCCAGUUUUUAUAUAGAAUGUAAAGCAUGUAUCUUGAAAUCGAAAGAGCGGUGUUCAUCUCAGAUUUUGGGAAAUAGAAAGGUAUCUUACUCAGAGUUUAUACACUCAUCAAAGGUUAGUAAAAACCAACUUGCAC
This is a messenger RNA of Pomacea canaliculata, 1943 nucleotides long. RefSeq names its product prostaglandin reductase 1-like. The coding region runs from base 426 to 1577 and encodes 383 amino acids. The transcript has 12 exons. Gene Ontology annotation, molecular function: 15-oxoprostaglandin 13-reductase [NAD(P)+] activity. Gene Ontology annotation, biological process: prostaglandin metabolic process. The record is from RefSeq and is a predicted model, not a curated record. Lineage: Eukaryota; Metazoa; Mollusca; Gastropoda; Architaenioglossa; Ampullariidae.